CAGACAGUGCUCGGUGUUGGCCAAGUUCGGUCCUUCUACUGAUGCUAAACCUAUAGGUACAGCGUCGUAUAGGAUUGCUAACGCGUGCCAUUUGUCAUUAGCAGGUGUAGCUCGGAGGUGCGCGUGUGCUGUUUUUUCCUUUGCUUUUCUUUUCGGGUCAUCGACGACGGAGAGAGAGAGACAGAGAGCCAUUGUUGGGCGACCAUCCCGUUGGGCUCGUGUAUAUAUGUAUAUAUAUAUAUAUGAUAUAUAUGUACCUGGUUGAGUAAAUAGCCCUUGCGAGUAAUCAUUGGUGCCGCGGAGGUAUCGGGGACGAGCGGUAAAUGCGAGGAGGUGCAGCCGAGAGGAUGGAAGAGGAGACGGAAAUCGUCGGUAGUUCCCUGAUGAACCGGGUUUACUACGCGGCCAGGGACGGGUUGGCCAUCACCCUCUUCGCCAUGCUCAACGACGAGGAGCCCGAGCUCUCGACCAAACUCAUCAACCAGAGCUUCUUGCAAGAAGAUGGCCAAUGUUGCUCUCCGUUUAUCGUGGCAGCCAGAUACGGCCACAACCGAGUGAUAAAAAUGCUCUUGGAAAAAUUUAAAAUAGACAUCGAGCAAGAGGGAAGAGUAAAAUUCGACGGAUACAUUAUCGAGGGUGCAAGCGCCCUUUGGUGUGCUGCUGGCGUGGGACAUUUAAACGUGGUGAAAACACUGGUUCAAGCGGGAGCAAACGUAAAUCACCCGUCAAAAACAAACUCGACUCCAGUGAGAGCUGCUUGUUUCGACGGAAGACUGGACAUAGUCAAGUACUUGAUCGAUCACUCGGCGGACAUUCACAUUGCCAAUAAGCAGGACAACACUUGUUUGAUGAUCGCUGCCUACAAAGGCCACCUCGAUGUCGUGAGCUUUUUGUUGGAAAAUGGAGCAAAUCCAAAUGGAAAAGCCCAGAGCGGCGAAACGCCUUUGCACUUUGCCGCCGAGUGCGGUCACACUGCCAUAGUCAGGGAUUUGCUGAGACACGGGGCGAAACUGACGAAGAACAUGAACAACAUGACACCGUUGAUAUUGGCGGCGGAGAGAGCGAGAGCCGAGGUUGUCGAGUGCCUCAUUGAGCACGAGAACGUGAACAAGGAGGACAUGAUCGAGGCUUACGAGCUUCUUGGCGCUUCGUUUGCCAACGACAAAGACCAGUACUGUCUCCACAAAUCGUACACCUAUUUGCACAAAGCCAUGACCUUGAGAUUUCCAUGUGCAGCGACGGCGAAAUUACUCAUCAAAUGCGGGGCCGACGUCAACGCAAUGGACAACGAGCGAAACACGCCGCUUCACAUCAUCGUUCUGUAUGAAAAGCCAAUUAGCGACUUCAUGACGCUGCACUCGAUUAUUUUGGACCUCGUUCAAGCAGGCGCUCACAUGGACACCGUCAACAGCCAAGGAAAGACACCUUACGAUGCGGCUACCACUGGCGUAGCCGAAAUAAUUCUUCGAACACAAAGGAAGUUGUCUUUAAAGUGCAUAGCGGCCAAAGUCGUGAAAGCGUACAAUCUUUCGUAUGCCGGUAACGUACCACGUAACCUUGAAAGUUUCAUCGAAUUGCACGGCCCGGGGAUGAAACAGGGCUGACACUGUGACUGGAUGUCGUUGAAGGGACGACUUUCUUAGAUGUUCCUGAUUCAGAGAGAUUAUACACUGAGGUCAAACCACGAAUUGUAGAUAGAUUUUUUACAACAGAAAGUUAUUGAAAAAAAAACAAAAACAAAAAAAACUUUAUAUUUCACCGUUAUUUCUUAAUUGUACAGAUGUAAUUUUUAUAACUUGUCAAAAUGUAAAAAGUGUUGCAGAAUAAAAAUUUUAGUACCGUU
Copidosoma floridanum is the source of this 1843-nucleotide messenger RNA. RefSeq names its product protein fem-1 homolog B. The record is from RefSeq and is a predicted model, not a curated record. NCBI's taxonomy places the organism in Eukaryota, Metazoa, Arthropoda, Insecta, Hymenoptera, Encyrtidae. Gene Ontology annotation, molecular function: protein binding.